GCCCUCCUGGGUGUCCGCACAGUCCUGGGAUGAGAUUCCCACCUCGAGCUCGGGCAGAGCGUCGGGAAUCGCUUCCCGAGCCUGCCGACAGCUCCAGAGCCGCAUCCCCGCAGCUCUCCCCUCCGAACCCAUCCCGAGGGAUGCAGGAUGGGCCCCGCACUUCCCAUCCCCCCGGGAGGGCAGCAGAGGGGCUGAAUUCCCAAAGGGAACGACCCUCCAGUGUGGAAGAUGGCUCUGCCCCUCAUCUUCCACCCCAGGAGGAGCAAACUGGGACUGACAUCCGAUGCCCUGGGUGGAAAUAUCAGAGUGAUCCCAGCUCCGGAGUCCCCAUGGUUGGUGGGAAGUGGAUGUGGAUCUCUCCAUGUGCUUUCCCGUUUGUUUUGGGUUUUUUAAUAGUCUCUGCUGCAGUUUUCCUAGGAUUCGGAAAGGCUCAUCUUUAGGGAUCUGCCUCUCCCUGGCUGUUUGCAGCUCCUCAGCUCGGAGCUGAAGCACCCACUACGACAAAAAUGCAUGGAACGAGGGAAGAAACCCUCUCCUUUAAAAUAAUCCUUUAAAAAAAAAAUCACGGGGACGGGCGCCUUUCCCUGUGCCUGCCCUCCUUGCUGGGCUCCAGGCUGCUCCUCCUGCCUCUCAGCGCUCCAAGGCAUCUCCUCAACUUCCAGCCUUUCCCUCCAGAUCCUCGCACGCUCCCUCCCAUCGCUGCAGGAGCCAGCCCGGACCCCCCCGCCCCGCUCUUUGCUCCUCCCUGGGGCUCCGAGGCAGCCGGGGACCAUCUGGGUCCCUGCCCGGCAGAGGCGAGGGGAGGGCGGUAGGAGGGACCGGCGAGGCGGGGAGGGGAGAAGGAUGCUCCGGGGGUGGCUCUCUGCUUCCUCGCCUGCCCGGAGCUCGCAGGGGCUCGCCUGGAGGAUGUCUCACCCCCUCGGCACAGGUGUCACUGCUGGGGGAGCGCUGGUGGCGAGCUCGGAGCAUGCUGCUGAGGGCCGGCCCCAGGAGGUUUCUGGAGCAGCACCUUCUCUUGGUGGACAGCGCAGAGCAGCAGAGGCCGGCUCGGGAAGCGCUCCCGAAUCCAUUCAUGACUGAGGAACCCCCCGCCCCAGCCGAGCCCGAGCUGCCGCCCUCCAACCUCACCAACGGCACCGACUGCGGCGAGGAGAUCCUGCUCUAUGGGGACACCGAGAAGGUCGUCAUCGGGGCCGUGCUCUCCAUCAUCAUCCUCACAACCAUCGCCGGCAACGGGCUGGUCAUCAUCUCCGUGUGCAUCGUCAAGAAGCUCCGGCAGCCCUCCAACUACCUGGUGGUGUCCCUGGCCGCCGCCGACCUGUCGGUGGCCUUCGCCGUCAUGCCCUUUGUCACCAUCACGGACCUGGUGGGGGGCGAGUGGCUCUUUGGGAAGGUGUUCUGCAAUGUGUUCAUCGCCAUGGAUGUGAUGUGCUGCACGGCCUCCAUCAUGACCUUGUGCAUCAUCAGCGUGGACAGGUACCUGGGCAUCACACGGCCGCUGACCUACCCCGUGAGGCAGAACGGGAAGCUGAUGGCCAAGAUGGUCUUCAUCGUGUGGCUCCUGUCGGCCUCCAUCACCCUCCCUCCCCUCUUCGGCUGGGCCCAGAAUGUGACGGUGGAGCGGGUGUGCCUCAUCAGCCAGGACUUUGGCUACACCGUCUACUCCACGGGCGUGGCCUUCUACAUCCCCAUGGCCGUCAUGCUGGUGAUGUACAGCCGCAUCUACAAGGCGGCCAAGGUCAGCGCCGAGAAGCACCGCUUCAUGAACUUCCCCAAGCACUACGAGGACGAGGGCGUCUACUGCCUCGAGGCCUCCAGCCGCGCCCACCACAGCUCCCGCCGCACCAAAGCCGUGGAGGAGUGCGCCACGCUCUCCAAGCUGCUCCGCCAGGACCGCAAGAACAUUUCCAUCUUCAAGAGGGAGCAGAAAGCCGCCAGGACCCUCGGCAUCAUCGUGGGGGCCUUCACGUUUUGCUGGCUGCCCUUCUUCCUGAUGUCCACGGCGCGGCCGUUCAUCUGCGGCAUCCGCUGCAGCUGCAUGCCCCUGAGGCUGGAGAGGACUCUGCUCUGGCUGGGCUACACCAACUCCCUCAUCAACCCCCUCAUCUACGCCUUCUUCAACAGGGAUUUGAGGACUACUUUCUGGAACCUGCUGCGCUGCAGGUACAGGAACAUCAACAGGAGGCUCUCGGCCACCAGCAUGCACGAGGCCCUGAAAGCCACGGAGAGGCACGAGUGCAUCCUGUAGUGCCUGACCCGCCGGCUCCUGCCUCUCCACGCUGGGUUCCUCGCUUCCCUGGCCUCCCAGGGGCUGGCAGGAACCGUCCAGCCCCACCAGACAUUGCCACUGAAGGUGAUGGUCCUUUCCCUCGCCCCGUGAGGAGCCGCGGUGCUCCUCACCCUGGGAACAAGUGGAGGGAACUUUGGGAACAACCCUUCCUUCUCACUCUGUCCCAGGUGGGAGCAAGACCUGGAGGGGGUUCAAGGUCUACCAACGACUGUGGGCCAGUCACACCACCUUUCUGUGCCUCAGUUUACCCAUCUGUAAUUAAAGUAAAAAAAAAGAAAAUAAACUCUCCCAGCCCACCAACCAAACAGAAAAAAACCGCUAAAAACUUGAUAAGACUGGGGCUCUCCACCUUAUAAAAGGGCUCUAAGGUCUGUGGAGGGAGCACAAAAUCCUGUGUAAAGACAACACUGGCUGCACUUCUCUGUGGAAUCUGACAGCAGCUCUGUUGUACAUCCAAGCCCCUGUGCCAUCCCAGCUUAUCCGAGCCCUUUUCCCCGAUGUAAUUGCAUUUCACACCCUGAGCUCACGUCCAGGUUUGCACGUCAGAGCAGAAAUACCAAUGACCCCGUUUUCCCCCACACUGUAGCACUGCAGCACUUGAAGGAGACGAAUUUGGAGGGUGAAACACAAUCGAACACGGAGUUUCCUUUAUGGUUGGAUAGGGAAGUUUGACGCCUCCUGCUCAUGAGGGCAAUGAUCAGAGAGCAAAGCCAGUUGUGUUUAUUGGGUUGUACUGUAAUUCAUGCCCAGACAAGUGACGUGUGUUCAUCAUUUGUGGCUAAUUGACUCCAUAAAAGCACGCUUUGGUUGACAACAGGAAAAAAACAUAUAAUUUCCCUGACAGCUUUAUGGUAUUUCAGUAUGAUGUCCAGCAAGCUUGAAAAAAUACACUGAAUGAUGUUAUCUUUUUCUUAAAAAAAAAAAGAAAAAAAAAAAAAA
Motacilla alba alba is the source of this 3229-nucleotide messenger RNA. RefSeq names its product 5-hydroxytryptamine receptor 7-like. Gene Ontology annotation, biological process: chemical synaptic transmission; circadian rhythm; smooth muscle contraction. Bases 968 to 2248 code for a protein of 426 amino acids. Gene Ontology annotation, molecular function: G protein-coupled serotonin receptor activity. The record is from RefSeq and is a predicted model, not a curated record. Gene Ontology annotation, cellular component: membrane. The transcript is spliced from 3 exons. NCBI's taxonomy places the organism in Eukaryota, Metazoa, Chordata, Aves, Passeriformes, Motacillidae.